AAAUUAACGACAUGAUUAAUAUUGGUUAUGUUACUUAUGUUUUAUACCGUUUUGCAUUUAUUUUUAUCUCAAACGAAUAGUUUCAACAUUAAGAGAGAAGACAAAACAGAAUAUAAUGAAGUUAUUUCGAUAUCUAAUGAAACUGUGACCGCAAUAAAAUCAAUCACAACAGAUCAAAAUUAUUACUUGAACAUGAUCAAUAAUUCAAGGAAAGUUCCAAACUUAAAAUCAAACAUAUUUGAUAAGAUGCUAUCUAACGAAAUGUUAUCCAUAAAGCAACAUUUGUAUGAGAUAGAUCCAAUAUCAUCAUCAGUUUAUUUAUCAUUUAAAAAUAAUGUACCAACUCCGACACUGGAAAUAAAUCAGAAAUGGCCUAUUUAUAAACUAAUAUCCGUAACGAGUGUUAAACCAAAAUUUGAUGAUGCUAGCAAAUAUACAUCUGUGGAUUUAUCAAACGAAAAACAAAGUUAUAAUGAAAUUGUGUAUAAAGACGGUAAUUUGGAUAUGGAAGUUGAAAAUAAAAAUAAAAUUAUCGAAGUAAGAAGUUUUUCUGUUAUGCCUAUGCAUACGGAAAGUUUACCUCACGUUCAGCAAGCUAAGCGGCAGUGCACGUGUAUGAGAAAUAAUCACCAUACAAUUUGUAGUCAUCGUGGUAUCGGAGCUCAAACGAGUACUGAAAAAAUUUGCACACACACAGAACAUUAUUCGACAAUAAGACCUGAAUGUACAAGAACAGAAGCUUAUUCGGUUUCUCUUACGUACUUUCCUUAUUUCGUUUACCCGUCAUUUUUCUUAGGAAUAACAACAGAUGCUUUUAAAACUUAUUACCAUCCAGAUGUAAUUAAUGAUUUAAAAUUACCAAAACAUAAAAAACAUAGUAAAAUAAAGAAACCGUACAUUGACGAGGCAUUAUUCUCAGAUGCGGAUGAAAUUAAAGAGAUUGAUGAUGAUUAUAAUGAUCAAUAUGAUGAUGAGUAUUCAGAAAGUGACAAAUCAGACGAUGAUGUGUCAGUAAAUAAAUGUUCGAAAAAUAAAUGCAAGUUAAAUUCUAAAUUAUAUAAAAUAAAUUAUGACAACGGUGGCAUAAAAGAUUUUGAUUUAGCAAAAAAGAUACAUAACGGUUACAUAAAAGUUAUAGAUAACAAUAAAUUUGUCGAAGGUAUAGUAGAAGAUUUAAAAGUUUACUACAGCGAUGCUGUUAUUAAAGAUUGUUACUGUUCAUUGUCAUCCUUAAAAUCAUCUAAAAACAUGAUAAUUUAUUUAGUUACUAUUUUAUUUUUACUUUAAAAUUAAAUG
This is a messenger RNA of Vanessa tameamea, 1296 nucleotides long. RefSeq lists its product as uncharacterized. The transcript has 2 exons. The record is from RefSeq and is a predicted model, not a curated record. NCBI's taxonomy places the organism in Eukaryota, Metazoa, Arthropoda, Insecta, Lepidoptera, Nymphalidae. Bases 28 to 1287 code for a protein of 419 amino acids.